Messenger RNA from Aegilops tauschii subsp. strangulata, 580 nucleotides. RefSeq lists its product as uncharacterized. NCBI's taxonomy places the organism in Eukaryota, Viridiplantae, Streptophyta, Magnoliopsida, Poales, Poaceae. The record is from RefSeq and is a predicted model, not a curated record.
CCUCCACAAUCACACCAUCCUUCUCUGCUCUACUCUGCGCCCCCGCUCCUGUUCUGCUCUGCUCCAUUGCCUUCCUUUCUCUGCCGCGAGGAGCUAGCUAGAGAGAAAGAAAGAAGCUUGCCGGAGUCGGAGAAGGGGAGGGAGAGGGAGGAUGUCGGACUGGGGGCCGGUGGUGAUCGCGGUGGUGCUGUUCGUGCUGCUGUCGCCGGGGCUGCUGCUGCAGCUCCCCGGGAAGCACCACUUCGUGGAGUUCGGCAACAUGCACACCAGCGCCAUGGCCAUCCUCGUCCACGCCAUCAUCUACUUCGCCCUCAUCGCGCUCUUCGUCAUCGUCAUCGGCGUGCACAUCACCACUGACUAGAGACCGGCUGAGCUCCAUCACCCCGGCCGGCCAGCUCCAAUUAAGCUGCUCUUCCCCUUCUUCCGUUUUCUUUUUUUCAUCCGAUCCAUCUGACUCCUGCCUAUCUUCUGUUCUGUUCUGCUCUUGCUGCUUGCAACUACUUGUAGUAGUACAUGUGAUCAUGUUUGUUUGUUGCCGCGUAUGUAGCUUCUUGAUUAAUAAAGAGAUGUGUUUACUCAA